This is a messenger RNA of Capra hircus (goat), 2493 nucleotides long. RefSeq names its product ankyrin repeat domain 66 (gene ANKRD66). The coding region runs from base 444 to 1037 and encodes 197 amino acids. Gene Ontology annotation, molecular function: protein binding. The record is from RefSeq and is a predicted model, not a curated record. NCBI's taxonomy places the organism in Eukaryota, Metazoa, Chordata, Mammalia, Artiodactyla, Bovidae. The transcript has 6 exons.
UGUGUAUUCCCUCUCAGUUCCCGCAAAGAUCCAGCGCUGCUAGGAGGGCGGCGGGGACCGAGAGUCCAGCUCCAGCUUGGGGAGUUCCAAACAGCCUGUUAAAGACCUCGGUUGAACUACAGAAGCACACAGGAAUGGCUGAAUAGCAUCAGUGCCAGUAGGCGGACAGUCUUCGCCCACCUAGUGAGGCUGACCUUGAUUGGUGGGCUUUAAUGAAGCAGGCGGAGUCAGUUUCCAUGGUGUGAACACAACAAGACAGGCAGCGAGGACUUCCUGCCAAGCCUGAGCAUCGCAGAUUGCAAACAAGAUAGUUUACUCCUAGACGAGGAGUUCUGGUCAUAUGAGAACUCCGUGUUUAGUUUCAGUCUUUUGAAGAAUUACCAACUGCUUUCCGAAGUGACUGAAUCAUUUUAUAUUCCCAUCACGAGUUGCUUUUCUUGAUCAUGGAAUUGACCAAACUGUCCGACAUGACAAAGCUCCACCAAGCUGUGGCUGCAGGGGACUACAAUUCAGUGAAAAAGAUUUUGAAGAAAGGUCUCUGUAACCCAAACUACAAGGACGUGGACUGGAAUGACCGAACCCCACUUCACUGGGCUGCGAUCAAGGGACACAUGGAGGUGCUACAGCUCCUGAUAGAACACGGAGCCCGGCCGUGCCUGGUAACUGAUGUGGGCUGGACCCCCGCUCAUUUUGCAGCUGAAUCAGGCCAUCUGAACGUGCUCAAAGCCCUCCAUGCCUUGCAUGCCGCCAUCGACGCCCCCGACUUCUUUGGAGACACGCCAAAGAGGAUCGCACAGAUCUAUGGGCAGAAAGCCUGUGUGGCAUUCCUGGAAAAGGCUGAACCCCAGUGCCGGGAAUAUCGCCAGGCCUCCAGGCGGAUGGGGCUGCAACUCGAUCAGCGAGAUGAAGACUGGGAUGCCAAGAAGAGGGAGCUGGAGCUGUCUCUUCCUUCCUGGAAUAAAAACACUAAUAAGAAAAAGAGCAAGAAAACUGGAGGCCCCAGCAGGCUCAGCAAUACCAAGGAGAGGGGAGCAUGAGAGGCCCGCCUCCCAGGGACUGUAGCUGUGUUACCUGGCGGGACACUUUCCAUGUGCCGGACUAGGUGUUGUAAGGUAUGUGUUGUCCUGGCGUGAUUUUACUCCAAGAUCCUCAGUUACCCACAUGGCUUUGACUGGUAGCUCCUGAUCUGUCAUUGAAUCCUUGAGUCUGGCCUGGGCACUCUAUACAUGGGCUGUUCCCUCCAUGUCAAUACCCAUUGUCUCCAAGAGCUACCAAGAGAAGACAAAUAUCAGCUGCUUGCAUUUUGUCAUCAGUGAUUUGCACUGUGAGCAUCUCCUGAGCCUCUAUAUGCAAUUACAGAGUUUCAGGGGCAAAGAAAACUUCUGCUAAGGAAAGUUAGUUGUUUCAAUGGAAGAAAAAAAAAGCAACAACAAAAUCUCAGACAUCUCUAACAUUCUCACGUCAGUUAAUCUAUGAAAAAAAAAAAUUACUUGUUGUCAUAUAGACCAAGAAAAGAAGUGAAGAGAUGUAGCUUUGAGUUUCCAGAUAUGUGUGUGUGUGUGUGUGUGUGUGUGUGUGUGUGUGUGUGUGUGUGUGUGUGUGUAGGUGGGGUACAAGCCCACAAUCUAGCAGAAAAAAUUUGGCCAUAACAUUAGCUCUGUGAAAAAUUUAAAACCUUAAUUUUAUUCUGCUUAUGAGAGCUGGGAUAAAAUCAUGGAACUUGUAACUAUAACUUUAGUUGAUCAACUGUAUAUUUUAGGAUAUCUAAAUAUAGAUCAGGUAUUAUAUGCUAUAAAUGUGAAGUACAGAUGGUAAUUUUAAGACUUAGAAUAAAAAAUGUAAAAUAGCUCAUCAAUAAUAUUAAUUGCAGGUUGAAAUAUAAUAUUUUGAAUAUUGGGAUUAAAUAAAACAUAUUACUAACAUGAAUUUUGCCUUUCUCCUUUCAGUUUUUUAAAAAUGUGGCUAGUAGAGUGUUUAAAAUUGCAUAGGUGGCUUGCUUUUGUUUCCUUCUGAAACAGUACUACAGUAGAAACAGACAAUAUUUAGAAUCUCCACUAAGUAGCUGAUCUGGUGCUCUUGAAUUGUCUAUCCCACAUUCUAAGUUUAUUAAUUUUUCUGCCAAAAUCAGUGUCUUGAGGCACCUGACAUUGUGUUAAUUAUAUGCUCCUCAAUACUUAUAUAAAUACAGGUUGAAUUUUCUAAAAUAAAUAAAUGCUUGAGCAUCUUACAGGAAACCAGUGUAGCUGUGGAGGACACCCUGGCUAGUGUUCAUCCCUCUGGAGCAUCAAUUUUCUUUCUCUCAUCCCUGCAGUUUAUAGACGUGGUUCCUGCUUGCCAUCCUUGUAUUGGUCCUCAACAAGCAGCAGCUCGAGCUGGACCACUGCGUCUUCUUCUGGGAGUGUGAAUGGGGAUACCCUGGGCUUGCUGGUUUUGAGAGGGUAACAGGCAGGAAGGACAGGAGUCUCCAAAUGGAGGAAAUAGGCUGCAAGUGCC